This is a messenger RNA of Chionomys nivalis (European snow vole), 522 nucleotides long. Its product is annotated as pancreatic beta cell growth factor-like. The record is from RefSeq and is a predicted model, not a curated record. The transcript has 4 exons. NCBI's taxonomy places the organism in Eukaryota, Metazoa, Chordata, Mammalia, Rodentia, Cricetidae.
AUGAUGUCUCCCAAGACCCUCUGUAGCAUGUCCUGCAUGCUGCUUUCCUGCCUGAUGUUCCUUUUAGGUUUAAUCCUUCAGCUCUUUUCUACCAUUUCCGAGUGGGCUUUUAAUAUCUUUUCCAUUCUGUCCUUCAAGCAGCUACUCUGCCAGAUGCAUUUCUCAGGACACCUGGCAUUUCUUCUCAGUACAGGUGAAACUACCUUCGUGUCUUCCAUGGUGAAGAAUAUUUUGACCAUCUACCAACAGAUCUGGACUGUAUUCCAUGAUCCCAUACAAGGUACAUUACCCAAUGGAAGUGGAUGGAAGUGGAGCAGCUCUGAUGUGCUGACCUAUUAUCAUGGGAAGAAGAACCCCUCUGGUGUUACAGACUGUGGCUACUGUGUGCCUUUUUCUCUGGUCACAGUUCACAGAUUCACCUGCCCCAUUCACUUUACUUCUUGUCUCUCCACAAGUUAUCAGAAGUGACGAGAUUAUAAUUGUGAAAUGCUAUUUACCUAUGUCAGGAAAUUCAAGGGUUAA